AUGGAGCAGCAGCAGCAGCACUUGUCCGAGUCGGUUGCCUACUUGGCAGAAGCACCCCCUAUCCCCCGACGAUCCCGCGAACGAGACCGCAUCCGAAACCUCUUUGAUAACCAACAAGACGAAACCAACAAGCCAACAACAAAAGUCGAACCGGAAAAGACAAGUGGACAAACUUGGAGGCAAACAUUGGAAAACCACCGGAGAGAUCCCAACCGAACCCCCGAACGAAAAGACAAAGACCGACGCACCGACCACGCGUCCGCCGCCGCCAGCUUAGCAGCCAGCGCCAACAACGCCAACCCCAACCGAGACAGGGAUCACAGGGAUAGCGACCGGCCAAUCCAACCCGCCUCUCCUGAGGUCAUCUCGUCCCUCAUCACAUCCCUCUCCACCAUCUCGCGCCCGCUGAGCACCCAUUUCGAGUCGCCCUUCUGUCUCGAACCCAUAGGCCUCACCAGCCCCAUCGGCCUGUCCUUCAACGACUCCCCCACCCAAAAGUCCGGUUCGUUCGGUGUUGACUACGGCGCAUAUUCCAAGCCAAACGACAGUCAGUGGAACGAAUAUGUACCCGUAGACCAAGCCACCGCAAGCCCUCCCGUUGUCCGGACUGGCAGAUCCCGUCCUACAUCCAAGAUAUCCGUUUCCUCCAAGGGCGCAAAAUCACCAAAGAGCCCGGCCCACACGCGCGAACCCUCCGGUCUCAGGAGCUUGCUCUCGCGCGGUAGCAGCAGCGCCUUGUCGCGAUCGUCGAGCAAGGCCUCCCUUGCAUCCGGAGUCGAAAGCAUUGGCAAGCUGAGCAUCGGCAGGCUGAGCAUUGAACGAGGAAGCGAACCGGUUUCUCCCGUUGUAACCGACCCAAAACCAUUGCGCCGACAAAAAUCUGCCGAUAGCUGGAAUUGGAGGACAGCAGGUCGCAGUCAGCGCGGGUUGAUGUACAUGAGCAGCAAGGAGAGAUUGCGCGAACAAGAAGCUGAGAAGAACAACAAGAGGGCGAGCGUCAUUGGCAUUUCGGCACUAGCGGGAAGUUCAACAACGGGACUGGUUGGAACGGGCACAACAAGCGGCAGCUCGACACCACGUCUUGAUCCGUUUUCGGUAGAGAGCAUCAUCAGCGAGGAACCAGGCACCGAUUUUCCUCUUACACCCAAGUUGUCGACCGAGUGGGAACCUCCCAGCGGCUUCGGGAGCUCCCCGCCUGGUAUCCCAACCAGGGAGUCAUCAUUAAGGAGGUCACAAAACCCCAAGCGGUCAUCUACCCGGGCUUCGCGCAUGUCGAGACGUGAUAGUGACACUGGCGCAAACGACACCAUUCACGAACUCGAAGAAUAUCCCAGCGAACCCCCCGAGCCAUCCACCGAGAGACCGAAACGUCGCGAAAGAAAGAUGCUGGACCCCUUGCGCCUCUCUGCAGACUUACAUGUGAAACCAGCAUUAUCCACGCCUACAAUCAACAUGUUCCCAGAAGCCGAAACCGACGAUGUUGCGCCGUCUCCCGCUAUUGCCCAGUCACGGCCCCAGGAUCGCGAUGCGGACCCCAAAUCGAAACGAAAAUCUGCUUUUCUGAACCCGGACUCUUUGGCCGGUAACGGUGAUAGUAACGGGAAUUCGGAUGUGAAAAACAAGCGAGCUAGCAAGGGAAUCGGACCGCACGUCACGUACGAAAGGCCAAGGAGCGCAGACAGCAUCGACGACGCGGUGGAGGCUUACCUAUGUAGUCCCCGACUGAGCCAGAAGAUCCGACACCCGCAGACGGGUCGCGUAAUUAGCUUCAGCGAAGUGGGCGACCCCAACGGGAGUGCCGUCUUUUGCUGCGUGGGCAUGGGUCUGACGAGGUACAUCACGGCCUUUUACGACGAGCUGGCUUUGACGUUGAAGCUCCGGAUGAUUACCCCUGAUAGACCUGGAGUGGGCGAUAGUGAGCCGUACAGUGAUGGCAACACUACGCCCUUGAGCUGGCCUGACGACGUCUAUGCGAUAUGUCAAGCUCUCAAAAUCACAAAGUUCUCCAUCCUCGCCCACUCCGCUGGCGCCAUCUACGCCUUAGCAACCGCGCUACGCAUGCCUCAACACAUCAGGGGAAAGAUCCAUCUCCUGGCUCCUUGGAUUCCACCAUCCCAAAUAAACGUUAUUGGAGGUGGCUCCCAGAACCCUUUACCACCGACCAACGCCAUCCCCACCAGCCAGAAAAUCCUCAGAGCCCUACCAACACCCAUCCUCAAAGUCGCCAACAGCAACUUCAUGGCCGCCACCAGCUCUAGCAUCACCUCCUCGCUACCCAAGCAAAAACGCGCCAAGCGCGACAAGAAAAAGGACAAAUCCUCCCUAGGCAUAAUCGAAAACAAAGACUCCGACCGCCCCGCCACCUCCUCCGGCAUCAUCCACACUUCUUCUGCUGCAGCUGCUGAAGGUGCAGACGAAAAUAUGGACCGCAUCCGGCCCACCAUCACCAACAGCAACAAAGGAAUCGGCGGUAGUAACGGGCACAAGCACACCCGCUCCAAAUCCACCAACCUAGCCGGCAUCGACGAAAAUCACACACCAAGUCGCCACUCCACCCUCUCCGACUCGGACAUCGCCGCCGCUUUAGCUCUCGCCGAGCGCGAACGCCAACAACAAUACGACCACCGCCUCACGCACGCUAUCUGGCAAUUAGCCACCACAGGCGCCAACCCGGCCGUGGACCUUUUAGUCUGCUUAGAGCGCCGUCACACCAUUGGGUUUCGCUACGUGGAUAUCACACGACCCGUGGUAAUCCACCACGGUAGUCGCGACGCGCGGGUGCCCGUGGAAAACGUCAAAUGGCUAGGCAAAAUGAUGAGAAGGUGCGAGGUGCGUAUCCUAGAAGGGGAAGGCCACGGGCUCAUGGCUAGCGCGCAGGUCAUGGGCGGGGUGCUGAUGGAGGUUAGUAGGGAGUGGGAGGAGUGGGGACGGGUGACGGGACAGACGCCUGGGGCUUUGAGUCAUGGUGGUACGGGUAGUGAGAGGGGGGCAAUGAUGGGGAAAGGAGGAGGAGACGGGAAGCAGCUGGGGCAUGGACAUAGGAGGGGGACGAUGGAUCGGUUGGGGAUGAGUAUGGGGAUGAGUUUUGGGCUGGGAGGGGGCGGGAAGGAUCCGAGGGAAUGA
This is a messenger RNA of Sordaria macrospora k-hell, 3123 nucleotides long. RefSeq lists its product as uncharacterized. The record is from RefSeq and is a predicted model, not a curated record. Gene Ontology annotation, cellular component: mitochondrion. Gene Ontology annotation, molecular function: lysophosphatidic acid acyltransferase activity; carboxylic ester hydrolase activity. NCBI's taxonomy places the organism in Eukaryota, Fungi, Ascomycota, Sordariomycetes, Sordariales, Sordariaceae. Gene Ontology annotation, biological process: lipid homeostasis; phosphatidic acid biosynthetic process.